This is a messenger RNA of Didymodactylos carnosus, 1818 nucleotides long. The record is from the annotation of a GenBank genome assembly. Lineage: Eukaryota; Metazoa; Rotifera; Eurotatoria; Philodinida; Philodinidae.
AUGUGUGACUUUGACUGCGGUUUGUCAUGCGUUAAACGUGGUGUAACAUGUCCCUAUUUAACCCCACCGGAUCAUGGUAGAAUUAUCUAUUCAAAUGUAAACAAAUUUGGUUCAAGAGCUACAUUUGAAUGUGACAUGGGAUAUGUAUUGGAAGGUGCUAAAAUUCGUCACUGUCAAGGCGAUAUGUGGUGGGGUCCAUCAGACAAUGUUCCCUAUUGUAUUAAAGAAGUGGUUUGUGGACAUCCACCAGAAGUGUUAAAUGCUGCUAAUGAUGCACCGACAAUUAAUUGUGGCUCUCCAGGUCAAUUAAAAAAUGGUUACAUGACAGGAGAACGAUUUGAUUAUCCCAAUAUGAUUGCGUUCUUUUGUAAUGAAGGAUUUGAUUUGAUUGGCGAUGCAACAACACGUGCCAUAUCAAUGUGUAAUGAAAACGGAAUUUGGUUGCCUCCAAUACCGCGAUGUGAAAGAAAAUCUUGUGGCACAUCACCAUUUGUAAAUAAUAGUUACAUGUUAGUCAGCAGCAAGGAAGGAUCAUUAACAAAUGUCAUGUUUAAUGAGUCAGUUGAAUAUUCUUGUAUGAACGGAUAUCAAUUAUAUGGACACUCUAGACUAACAUGCGACUCAAGUGGUAAUUGGGAUCAUUAUCCACCUAACUGCAAACUAUUCAGUUGUUUUGAUCCUAAAAAAUUAUUUAAUGGUUAUAUUGAGUCCGUCGGAGAAAAACUCGUUAAUAAUGGUUAUCUUCUCAAUUCAACCGUUAUGUUUCGUUGUCCAUUUAAUUAUACUUUACGUGGUUCAUCGACUGCUGUUUGCACGAAUAAUGGUUGGAAUCCGUCUAUUCCAAGAUGUGAAAAUUUUAACACAUGUCCUGUUCCCGAACUUCCAGUGGGUGCACGUUAUACAAAAUUUCAUCCAUCUAUACAGUCUAUUAAUGAUGGACAAUAUCUUGAAUAUGUUUGUCCUCCAUCAAAGACACCAUCAAGAGGCAAAAUAGCAUGUAGAAAUGGAUCUAUCAUCCCUCGAUUACCAAUAUGUUUUAAUGGAUGUAAAUUAUAUUUACUGAUGAAUUACACAAAUAUUAAAUUUACGAAAUUAUCUGUUCGACAUCAUGAAAGAGUUUAUUAUUCAUGCUAUGAUAAUAACAGUGUUCCUCAAACAAAUGUUUCAAUCAUUUGUAUAAAUGGACAUUUAUCGGAGAAGCCAACUUGCAGUCAGCGUGAUGUUUUUAUCACAUCGGAUCCUUUAUUUGAUCAAAACAUUGUUGGUACAACUAGUACGCCAAAAAUGAUGUUGCAAUCACCUAAUUUAUUUAGUUUUAAUAAAACUUGUCAAGGUGGUCAAUUUUCACAUGAUCAACGUUGUGCUGUAUCGUGUAAAGAACAUCCACCAGCAAUUUUGAAUGGACGAGCUGUUUUUCGAUCCACAUAUCAUGGUAGCGUGGCUCGAUACCGAUGUUUUCCCGGAUACAGAAUUGAAAAUAAUUAUCAUAAACUAACAUGUCAUCAUGGCAAAUGGACACCAGUUCAACCUCCUCGCUGUUCACCAAUUUUUUGCAUAAAUCCUGGUCCUCUAAUUAAUGGAAAAAUUUUUGUUUUACUUCACGAUCGUAUCCCUGCACUUCCAAUCAAAAGUGAAUUUCGUUCCUACAUACCCAAUGUUGGACACGGUAGAACUAUACAGUUUGAAUGCAAUCAAGAUUAUACGUUGGUUGGACCAACAGGUUGGACAUGUAAUCACGGAAGAUGGAUGCCUGCAGAACGACCACGCUGCUUAAUUGAAAAUCAUGUACAUCCAAAUAUUAUCUUUACUGGACGUUAA